Messenger RNA from Podarcis muralis (Common wall lizard), 3678 nucleotides. RefSeq names its product unc-5 netrin receptor A (gene UNC5A). Gene Ontology annotation, cellular component: membrane. NCBI's taxonomy places the organism in Eukaryota, Metazoa, Chordata, Lepidosauria, Squamata, Lacertidae. The record is from RefSeq and is a predicted model, not a curated record. Gene Ontology annotation, biological process: anterior/posterior axon guidance; netrin-activated signaling pathway. Gene Ontology annotation, molecular function: protein binding; netrin receptor activity.
GGCACGGAGCUCCAGUGCUGGCUGCCGGAUCGAGCCCCCUUCUCCUGCCGCCGCCCCCUGCCAGCUGCCCCUCGAAGCCCUGGCGGCGGGUCCGCCCGGCCAUGAGCAGCAGAUGGAGCGCGCAGGGAGCCCGCGGCGGGCUGGGGUGCUAAGUGCCCCCGAGGUGCCUUGAGGAGUUGUUGCGGCGGCGGCGGCAGCGCGGAGCAGACUCCAGCUGGGACCCCCCCCCCUCCAGUGCUCCCUGGGCCGUCCCCAUCCCCUCCUCCUCCUCCUUUCUCCUUUCCUCUCUCCCUGGGCCGGAUCCUGCCCCGUCCUCACACGACGACCCUCUCUCCUGCCGAAGGAUGGCUUUAUGGCAGCAGCUGGGAGCCGGUGCCCGCCUGGGCACAAGACUAUGGCAUGUCCUGCUGGCUGGCACGAUCCUCACUAGCCACAUUCAUCCCAACGGUGCCCAGCAGAGUGCCACAGUGCCCAUCCCUGUGCCUGGCUCUUCCUCCGACCUGCUCCCUCACUUCCUGCUGGAACCGGAGGAUGUUUACAUUGUCAAGAACAAACCGGUGACACUGGCCUGCAAGGCCACGCCUGCCACCCAGAUCUACUUCAAGUGCAAUGGCGAGUGGGUGCAUCAGGGCGACCACAUCAUACAGCGCAGCAUGAACAAAACCACGGGCCUGCCCCUCAUGGAAGUGCGGAUCGACAUCUCACGGCAACAGGUGGAGAAGAUCUUUGGCUUGGAAGAGUACUGGUGCCAGUGUGUCGCCUGGAGCACGUCUGGCACCACCAAGAGUCAAAAGGCCUACGUGCGCAUUGCUUAUCUGCGAAAGAAUUUCGAGCAGGAGCCCCUGGCCAAAGAGGUCUCCAUUGAGCAGGGAAUUGUGCUGCCUUGCCGCCCUCCAGAGGGGAUCCCACCAGCUGAAGUCGAGUGGCUGCACAACGAAGACCUUGUGGACCCAGCACUGGACCCCAACUUCUACAUCACGCUGGAGCACAGCCUGGUGGUGAAACAGGCCCGCCUGGCGGACACGGGCAACUAUACCUGCGUGGCCAAAAACAUUGUGGCUCGUCGCCGCAGCUCCCCUGCUGCUGUCACUGUCUAUGUGAAUGGCGGCUGGUCGACGUGGACGGACUGGUCAGCCUGCAGCACCAGCUGUGGACGGGGCUGGCAGAAGCGGAGCCGGAGCUGCACCAACCCAGCACCACUCAACGGGGGGGCCUUCUGUGAGGGCCAGAAUGUGCAGAAAAGUUCUUGCGCCACCCUGUGCCCAGUGCCUGGCGGUUGGUCAACCUGGAGCAUGUGGUCAGUGUGUGGUGCAGACUGUACACACUGGCGAAGCCGUGAAUGCUCGGAUCCGGCGCCCCGGAAUGGGGGGGACGAGUGCCAGGGGCCUGAACUGGAGACCCGCAACUGCACCAGCGAGUUAUGCACUCACGGAACGAAUGGCUCUGAGGAUGUGGCUCUGUAUGUGGGCCUGAUUGCUGUCGCUGUCUGCCUGGUGCUGCUGCUCCUAGUGGUAACCCUUGUCUACUGCCGCAAGAAGGAAGGGCUGGAUUCUGACGUGGCUGAUUCUUCUAUUCUCACUGCUGGCUUCCAGCCGGUCAGCAUCAAACCAACCAAAGCAGAUAACUCCCACUUGCUUACUAUCCAGCCUGACCUGAGCACCACCACCAUGACCUACCAGGGCUCGCUCUGCCCACGCCAGGAUGGACCCAGCAAGUUCCAGAUUGGCAAUGGGCACCUGCUGAGCCCCCUGGGCAGCGGGCGCCACACCCUGCACCACAGCUCACCCAGUGCGGACCCUGUGGACUUUGUCUCUCGGUUCUCCACCCAGAGCUUCUUCCGCUCCUUGCCCAGGGGUGGUGCCAACAUGGCUUAUGGAACCUUCAACUUCCUGGGUGGACGUUUAAUGAUCCCCAACACAGGUGUCAGCUUGCUCAUCCCACCUGAUGCCAUCCCGCGAGGAAAGAUCUAUGAAAUCUACCUGACGCUGCACAAGCAGGAAGAUGUGAGGCUGCCCCUGGCUGGCUGUCAGACCCUGCUGAGUCCCAUUGUCAGCUGUGGGCCCCCAGGGGUGCUGCUCACCAGACCUGUCAUCCUAGCUAUGGACCACUGUGUGGAGCCAAACCCAGAGACCUGGAGUCUCCGCCUCAAGAAGCAGUCGUGUGAGGGCACAUGGGAGGAUGUGCUGCACCUGGGUGAGCCCGUGCCCUCGGAACUCUUCCACUGCCAGCUGGAACCCCAGGCUUGCUACAUCUUCACAGAACAACUAGGCCGCUUUGCUUUGGUGGGGGAAUCGCUCAGCAUGGCGGCUUCAAAGCGCCUCAAAUUGGUCCUUUUUGCACCCACUACCUGUACUGGGCUGGAAUAUGAUGUCCGCGUGUAUUGCCUCAGCGACACCCGUGAUGCACUCAAGGAAGUGGUACAAGUAGAGAAGCAGAUGGGGGGGCAGCUGAUUGGCGUGCCACGGAUCCUGCACUUCAAGGACAGUUACCACAACCUGCGCCUCUCCAUCCAUGAUGUGCCCAGCUCCCUGUGGAAGAGCAAGCUUCUUGUCAGCUAUCAGGAGAUUCCCUUCUAUCACCUUUGGAGUGGUCUGCAGCCUUACCUGCACUGUACCUUCACGUUGGAGCGACUUAGCACCAGCAUUUGCCAGUUGGCUUGCAAAAUCUGGAUCUGGCAGGUGGAGGGUGAUGGGCAGAGCUUCAAUAUUGACUUCAACAUUGCCAAGGAUGCACGGUUCUCAGACUGGCUGCCCCCAGACAAUGAGGCUGGCUCCCCUGCCCUCGUGGGCCCCAGUGCCUUCAAGAUCCCCUUCCUCAUCCGCCAGAAGAUCAUAAGCAGCCUGGAUGCACCAGGGGCCCGUGGGGCUGACUGGAGAGCAUUAGCCCAGAAACUGCACCUCGACAGCCAUCUAAGCUUCUUUGCUUCGAAACCCAGCCCAACGGCCAUGAUGUUGAACUUAUGGGAAGCCCGUCACUUCCCCAACGGGAACCUCAACCAGCUGGCGGCUGCUGUGGCGGAGGUGGGCAAGCAGGACAGCUCCCUCUUCAUGGUGUCGGAGGCUGAGUGCUAAGGCACUUGGUAGAGGCAGCACAGGCCUUUGCUGGGGGAUGGCAGAGGGCAUCUCCGCUUGAAGGAGGCAGUGUUCCCACACUUGUCCUGCUUUGAAUACGCCUGCGUGCUCCGUCCGAGGCAUCCUAGCCUCACGCCCUCUGUUCCUUGUGCCAAAUACAACUAGAAGGCAAGCACACCGGGCUCAGUCUCUAGUAGCCAUGGGGUGGUGGGGGAAACUACUGAAUGCCUGCCCUGCCACUGCCAUGGAGGCUCUGGGACUGGCCGAGGGAGGCUUGCCCCAUAUACUGCAGUAGGCUGGCAAUGGAUUCUGAUGUACUUCUGUUGGGCUUAGUCAUAUACCCAGGGCCCUCUUCUUCCCCAGCAUGGGAAGAAAGGGGAAGGGAGAUGGCUGGCUUGGUGCUUGUGGGGAGUGACCAGGACAAAAAGGUAAGCUUGGUCCUGGAGCCGAGAAGCCUGUGCCUCUCCCACUGCAGCCCCCGGAGCGUCCCAUGCUGCGAUGAAGCAGAGCCGGGAGGGGGGAUCCAACAGGUUGUUUCCAGAGCCAUCUCUGUAUAUUUUUGCUCCAGCCCAAGAGAUACCCGUGACUUGGUCAUAGUGGGCCGCCC